This is a messenger RNA of Parasteatoda tepidariorum (common house spider), 349 nucleotides long. Lineage: Eukaryota; Metazoa; Arthropoda; Arachnida; Araneae; Theridiidae. The record is from RefSeq and is a predicted model, not a curated record.
AGCAGUCUUAUUCUUUACAUUCACUUUGGAAGGAAGUUUAAAUGCACUAUCAGUUGUUUCUACUGUAGAAAAACCUUAUUCAUGCAGUUUGUGUGAUAAAACUUUCACACAAAAAGCCAAUUUAAAUCGACACUACUCUGUUCAUUUCGGAGAGAAGCCAUAUUCAUGCAGUGUAUGUGAUAAAACAUUCGCACAAAAAGUGCAUUUAAAUAAACAUUGCGUUGUCCAUACUAAAGAAAAACUUUAUUCAUGCUGUGUAUGUAAUAAAACAUUCACUCAGAAAUCUAAUUUAACUAGACAUUAUUUUGUUCAUACUGGGGAGAAGCCUUAUUCAUGCGGUGAAUNAUAA